AUGCGACAGGCAGAAGCUCAGCGACAAGCUCAAGCUCGCGCCCAAGUGGCGAAUCAGAACAGCCAGAAUAACCAAAAUGCUCAGAGAGUUAACGGGAACCAACCACAGCACGGUCAUCCUCAGAACAAUGUCGUCACCAACGGAGUCAAUAACACAGCUGUGGCAACGCCUCAAAUGGCUAAUAAUAUGCCUCCGCAAGCACAGCCCCGCUUCCAGGCUCAGAUCACUCAACCACCAGCAUCUUCUCCAGUUGCUGGCCAAGGUACACCUCAGCAUAUGUCGUCUCCUAUGGUUGGCAGCGUCCCAAUGCAGCAGACAAACUCUGGCAUGGCCAACAGUCCUCCUCGGCCGUCUUCUGUCGUGCAAAACGCCGCAGCUAUGUCUGUCCCGAUGGCUCAUAACAUGUCUUCCAGGGGUAGUCAACAGAGCCAUCCCUCUGGCACUCCAAGAAUACCCCAUUCAACACCCAACAUGGCGCAAGGUACUCCGAUCAACAGGCCUGCCAUGGUGGCAACUCCCCGUAUGAGCCAGGCAAGUCCUCCACCAGCUAUGAUGGCACAGAACUCGCAGCCUGGUCAAGGCAUGAUGAUGAAUGGCCAGGGCAUGAACCAAAUGAACCCACAAUUUGCGGCUCAAUUGGCACAACAACGCGCUGUGCAGCAACAGCAGCAGAUGGCCAUGCAAAACGGUCUUAACAGUGGCAACAUGAGCCAGAUGAGCCCUCAGCAACAGCAGCAGAUGAUGGCAGCAAUGCAAAGGCAGUUGAUUGCUUCGCAACAGGCACAGCAGCAGGGUAACAUGAUGAGCCCCCAACAGCAGCAACAGCAGCAGCAGAUGGCGGCUCAAUAUGCCCAGCAAAUGCAAAACAUGUCGGGCAGCCAGAUACGGUCGUUCCCUCCUCAUGUGCAGGCACAGUUCCAGCAGAUGAUACGCAUGAACCAAGUUAAUGGCCAGAUGGGUAAUAGUCCCAUGCAGCGUCAAGUUAGCGGACAGAUGAUGCCUAACGGUAUGACUCUGCAAGCUUUCCAGGCGAUGCAGCAGCAACGUCAGCAGCAGCAAGUCCAACAGCAGGGCAACAUGAUGAGCCCUCAGCAGCAGCAACAGGCCCAGCAGCAGCAAGUUCAGCAACAAAUGGGACAAAAUCCAAUUCAGGCACAAAUGCAACACCAGGCCAGGCUGCUUUUUAAUAGGAUGAUGCCAGCAGUAGCCCAGAAGUACGGUGGCCAAGAGCAUAUUCCACCAGACGUGAUCGAGAAGAUGAAGACACAGAGUAUGGGGCAAGCUCAGAGUCUUGUGCAAGCGUCAAUGGCGCAGCGCCGACAACAAAUGAUGAUGCAGCAGCAGCAACAGCAGCAGCAGCAGCAACAACAACAGCAAAUGCAACAGCAGCAAAUGCAGCAGCAGCAGCAGAUGCAACAGAUGCAGCAGCAAAUGCAGGGGAUGAAUGGAAUGAUGGGCGGUCCCCAGGGAAUGUGA
This is a messenger RNA of Fusarium verticillioides 7600, 1476 nucleotides long. RefSeq lists its product as hypothetical. Lineage: Eukaryota; Fungi; Ascomycota; Sordariomycetes; Hypocreales; Nectriaceae. Bases 1 to 1476 code for a protein of 491 amino acids. The transcript has a single exon. The record is from RefSeq and is a predicted model, not a curated record.